AUGUCCAGCCAUAUCCCAUUUGAUAUCAUAACUAGAAUCCUCUCCAAUCUUGACAUCAAGACUCUCCUAUGCUUCAGGAGCGUGUCAAAAGAAUGGCGUUCUUUAAUAGACAGCAAUGGUUUUAUCAACACCCAUAUGAGCCUUUCAAUCAAAACCAACACUAACAACACCCUUCUUAUUCUUGGAGAAGGAGGCCUUAAUCCCAUAAACUUCGACGAUCUUUCUCCUGGUGACCUAUUAAACUUGCAAGACCAACCAUUUAUUUCAAUAGGAUGGCAAGAUGUUCGUCUAAUGGGUUCUUGUAAUGGUUUGGUGUGUUUAAGCAAUGAUGAUGGUGACGUUGUUAUACUUAAUCAAUCAACGCGAGAACAUAAAGGGAUACUGUCUCUUGUUCGACAUAGAUUUGAACUUUCUGUUAGUUCGGCACCAGAUGAGCAUUGGGUUUGGGGAAACGGAUAUGGGUUUGGUUACGAUGCAGUUUCUAAUGACUAUAAGGUUGUGAGUAUUGCCAGGUUUCUUGGAAUAGGUUUUACUAGUUUCAAAGAAUCAGAAAUGACAAUUUAUAGUGCAAAGAAAGAUUUGUGUUGGGUUAUUAAGAUCCCUUAUGCUAUGCCGUUUACGAAUGAUAAAAUGGGUGUUUACGUUCAUGGAUCAUUGCAUUGGAUUGCUAAGGGGUUUGGUAGUUGGAGGGAUAGAAUUGUUGGCUUUGAUCUUGGAUUGGAUGAGUUUAGAGAGGUGCCACAACCUGAUUAUGGGGGUAAUGUGCUUGACAUUGAUCUUGGUGUGUUGGGCAGUUGUUUGUGUGUGUUUGCUAAAUUUAGAGAUGGGAGUGCUGACGUUUGGGUUAUGAAAGAAUAUGGGGUUAAGGAGUCUUGGAGUGAGGUGUUCUCUAUUUCGCAAAAUGUGUUGUUUUAUGAUUCAGUAAGGCCGUUGAGUUACUCUAGGAGAGGUAGAGAGGUUUUGUUAGAAUUGGAUGCGAAAAGACUUGUUUGGUAUGGCAUGGAAAGUAGAAGGGUUGUGGAUGUUGUGAUUCAAGGAAGGAAGAAAGAGCGCUUGGAAGCAAUUUUAUGUUUGAAUUCCCUUGUUCCUCCUGAUGGUAAUGACAGAGUUGUUAACAGUCAGCAGCCGACGAAAGAGCAAAAGAAGAACGAAGAAGAAGAGGUAUUGCUUGAUCUUUGUUUUACUUGGAGUCCUGGGAUUGAUGAUUGA
Messenger RNA from Populus nigra (black poplar), 1209 nucleotides. RefSeq names its product F-box protein CPR1-like. The coding region runs from base 1 to 1209 and encodes 402 amino acids. Lineage: Eukaryota; Viridiplantae; Streptophyta; Magnoliopsida; Malpighiales; Salicaceae. The transcript has a single exon. Gene Ontology annotation, molecular function: protein binding. The record is from RefSeq and is a predicted model, not a curated record.